UUAGAUAAUUGAGUUUAGGGCAAAGAUAGAGUGAUGUCAUUUUCUGGUCUCUUUCUCAGGUAUCCAAGCGAUGCAGAUAAACACCUCUUGGCUCGACAGACCGGUUUAUCCAGAAAUCAGGUGUCAAAUUGGUUCAUUAAUGCUAGGGUUCGUUUAUGGAAACCAAUGGUGGAAGAAAUGUAUCAACAAGAAUCAAAAGAAAGAGAAAGAGAAGAGGAAUUAGAAGUUAACGAAGAAGAUCAAGAAACAAAAAACAGCAACAACGACAAGAGCACGAAAUCCAACAACAAUGAAAGCAACUUCACUGCCUCUCGGACCACUUCACAAACUCCAAUAAUAACCGCACCAGACGUAUCAGAUGCAGACGCAGACGCGGCAGUAGCAGUAGCGACAGGCCACCGUCUAAGAUCCGACAUUAAUGCUUACGAAAACGACCCUUCAUCACUUCUACUCCCUUCCUCUUAUUCCAACGCCGCCGCUUCGUCUGCCGACUUGGGUUCUCGUUACGGUGGUUCAGCCGCGUUUUCCGCGGUUGCCACCUGUCAACAAGGUGUUGGCGGGUUCGAUGAUGAUGCUGACAUGGGUGGUGUUAACGUUAUAAGGUUUGGGACAAACCCUACCGGUGACGUGUCACUCACGCUUGGUUUACGCCACGCUGGGAACAUGCCUGAUAAGGACCCUUCUUUUUGCGUUAGAGACUUUGGGGGUUUUUAGUUUGCUCUUUUUCUUAACUCCAUUUAAUUAAUUAUAGUCUCCAUUUUUCAUUUUCACCUUUUUAAAUGAAAAUUCUAUUUAGCCUUUUUAAAAGAUUAAUACUGUACUUUUAGUUUAGCCUUUAUUUUUAUUUUCUCUAUCUCGUUAACUAUUUGUAAAUCCCUUCUCAAAUUACAAUUGUACAACAUUUUGUUCA
Camelina sativa (false flax) is the source of this 910-nucleotide messenger RNA. Lineage: Eukaryota; Viridiplantae; Streptophyta; Magnoliopsida; Brassicales; Brassicaceae. The record is from RefSeq and is a predicted model, not a curated record.